UUAGUGUUUUACACAUUGGGUCCUCCUCUAAGGCUCUGGGCUGUAGAUCAUUUUGACCACUGCUCCUUACCCAGGAAUCACUUUGAAGGGUUUUUUGGGGUCCUUUACUUUUUAAACAAACAAAAUGGCACCAAAGAAGGACGUUAAGAAAGCUGCACCAGCAUCAGCACCGGCACCAGCACCAGCUCCUGCCCCAGCGCCUGCCCCAGAACCAGCUAAGCCCAAAGAACCAGUAAUUGAUCUGAAGAGUAUCAAGAUCGAGUUCUCCAAGGAGCAGCAGGAUGACUACAAGGAUGCCUUCCUCCUCUUUGACAGGACAGGUGAAGGCAAGAUCGUCUUAAACCAGGUUGGUGACAUCAUCCGUGCUCUGGGACAGAACCCUACAAAUGGUGAGAUCAAGAAGAUCCUGGGCAACCCCAGCAAGGAAGAGAUGAAUGCCAAGAAAAUUACAUUUGAAGAAUUCCUGCCCAUGAUGCAGGCAGCUGCCAACAACAAGGAACAGGGUACCUUUGAAGACUUUGUUGAAGGUCUGCGUGUCUUUGACAAGGAGGGCAAUGGCACAGUCAUGGGUGCUGAACUCCGUCAUGUACUGGCUACUCUGGGGGAGAAGAUGACGGAGGAAGAAGUAGAAGAACUGCUGAAAGGACAGGAAGACUCUAAUGGCUGCAUCAACUAUGAGGCAUUUGUAAAACACAUCAUGUCUCUUUAAAUGGAUUUCACAAAAUAUAAUACG
This is a messenger RNA of Mauremys reevesii (Reeves's turtle), 733 nucleotides long. It is a transcript of the gene MYL1, whose product is annotated as myosin light chain 1. Gene Ontology annotation, cellular component: contractile muscle fiber; myosin II complex. Gene Ontology annotation, molecular function: calcium ion binding. The coding region runs from base 125 to 709 and encodes 194 amino acids. The record is from RefSeq and is a predicted model, not a curated record. The transcript has 6 exons. NCBI's taxonomy places the organism in Eukaryota, Metazoa, Chordata, Testudines, Geoemydidae.